This is a messenger RNA of Alnus glutinosa, 696 nucleotides long. RefSeq lists its product as uncharacterized. The transcript has 2 exons. The record is from RefSeq and is a predicted model, not a curated record. Gene Ontology annotation, molecular function: RNA-DNA hybrid ribonuclease activity; nucleic acid binding. The coding region runs from base 1 to 696 and encodes 231 amino acids. Lineage: Eukaryota; Viridiplantae; Streptophyta; Magnoliopsida; Fagales; Betulaceae.
AUGGAGUUAGAAUGUCAUGAGUCCAUGUUGGGAGAGAGCUCUUAUCAAGGGGAUCUACAGAAGUCAUGGAAUCUGAUAUGGGGGCUGAAUGUACCUUAUCCGGUUAAGAUGUUCACUUGGAGAGCUUGUCACAACAUUCUUCCCACACGGUCGAAUCAGAAGAAAGGUAUUGCUCUUGAUCCUUUAUGUUUAUUCUGUCAAACUGAGUUGGAAACGGUUCGCCAUGUCCUGUGGGAUUGCCCCUCGACUUCUGAUGUUUGGGGGGCUUGUGAUCGUAAAAUUCAAAAAAGCAAUGUGGGAGGUGAUAAUUUUUCAGAUGUGGUCCAAUAUAUGUUUGAUCGAUGUUCGCAUGAAGAAGUGGAAUUGCAUGUUGAGGUUGCUCCUAUUAUGAAAUAUGAGGCUUUGGGGAAUACAAGGAGUGGGCAGGAUAUGAGAGUAGCAGGCCAGUGGCAACCUCCACCCCCAGGGGUUCUUAAAUUAAACUGGGAUGCAGCAUUAGACUCGAAGAAGCGAAAAAUGGGUUUUGGGUUUCUUGUCAGGGAUUCAAACGGGAAGGUGUUUGAUGCUGUUAACUGUUCAAUGGAUUCUUUUGGAGGGCCAGUUGUUGCUGAAUCUAUGGCUGCUCUACGAGCAGCAGAAUUUUGUAGGGACCGAGGUUUGGAUAAUAUCAUUUUGGAAGGAGAUUCUCUACAGUGA